AUGUCUUCUGCAUCCCGAGUACCAUCUCGAUCACAGCCACUGCGUCCCCGGAACACUAAGAACGAUGUUGCUUCCGAUGCUAACAUACGCAAUUUUGCACCAGUCGCCCGAAUCAUGAAAGGUGCUCUUCCAGACAAUGCCAAAAUCGCAAAAGAAGCCAAGGAAUGCAUGCAAGAAUGCGUCAGCGAGUUCAUCUCGUUCAUUACUAGUGAGGGUACGUCUACUGCUACUGGAGUACCCCUUCACAAGUGUUCGACCACAAGCUGA
Molecule: messenger RNA, 267 nt
Organism: Aureobasidium musti
Lineage: Eukaryota; Fungi; Ascomycota; Dothideomycetes; Dothideales; Saccotheciaceae
Source: the annotation of a GenBank genome assembly